Aureobasidium uvarum is the source of this 1212-nucleotide messenger RNA. The record is from the annotation of a GenBank genome assembly. Lineage: Eukaryota; Fungi; Ascomycota; Dothideomycetes; Dothideales; Saccotheciaceae.
AUGGACAAUAUCGUGCCUGCCUCGUACAAGGCGUGUAGCCAUUGCUACANNGCCGUAAGGUCAAGGUGCUUCUGCCAAUCAUAUUUACUUCCCACAAUCAAGACACUCAUCCAAUACCAGUGUAAUGGCGCACUACCACGAUGUGGUAGAUGCAACGACUCUCAGCAAGAAUGCGACAUUACAACCCGUGUGUUCUACUCGUAUGAAAUUGUCAAAAACCUUCUCGACCAAAUUCAAACUUUAGAAACGCGACUCGAACCAUUACAAUCACGUUCUCUACCCAGCAUCGAGUUUGAUGAUGCUCAUAGAUUUGAUGUCACUGUCCAGCUGCAGCAAUCGGGCCUCGCCUGGGAGAAUGAUCAGCAGCGUACAAGUCCGGGGGAUCAGGUCUCUCAGGAGCUGGGUGCUUUGAGCUUGGGUCAUGCAGAUAUCAUGGCACAGUAUUAUGGCAAGCAUUUCCAUACGUUAACCUUUCGUGUACNNAGAAAAGUGGCUAUUGGUCUGGGACGAACGCUCUCUAUCCGGAACCAAGCCAUAGACGCCAGAUUCCCUCAGCACACUGCUGAGGACGACAUUCAACCAGUAUCUGGUAUUGCGGAUUCGCCACACUCAAGAUUCGGUGUGGGCCCAGCAGUUCAUUUGAUCAAGCUGUGGGCCAUUUCUGGAGACAUUCUCGAGUCAGUUUACAUUGCCCGACCAGCGACGUCGCUCUCUCCAGCGAUCCUACAACGUCUGGUGGUCAGCUUACGUCAGAGGCUAAGCCAAUGGCGAGGAUCGCUUGAAGAGUAUUCUGCACUACAAGACUCUGUUUACCUCCACAUGAAAGUCCAAUACGCCAUCGUUGUCAUGAUGUUGAAUCGCCCUUCGCCCAGUUUCCCGAUUGUAGAGCAAGAAAUGGUGGCUUCUUGUCAUGAAGCUGCUAGAUCUGCAGCAGAGACCUGGGCUCUGCUGCGGGAUCGAAACAUGAUCUUCCGUGACUGGAAGACUCUUCAUGAUGUGUUGAUGACUGGGCUAACAUGGCUGUAUACAUGCUGGAGCCAUAACUCCUCUCAUGACGCCGGGGAGUCGACAGCACGUGGCUCGGAGAUGGACUGGAUGAACACCAACUUUGAGCAGUCAGUUCUUGACGCAAACUGCUCGUUUGAUCUUGCGACCUUUGACGAUUUCAUGCUCAACUAUCCUUAUCUGGUCGACCCUGAUGAGAUUGUUGCC